UAGAGAUCGCAAUAAUUCGGUUAAUUGGGUGAUUUAGUGGGCAAAAUUAGGUGUGUCAAUUGUUUUUGUUAGCGAAGCUGAGUUCGGGCAGAGUGUAGUGUCCUCACACAGCGAACAGUUUGCACUGGAGAGGAAAUUGGCAAGCGGCUGAAGCUCUCAAUCACCUUUCAAAAUGUCUUUGGAUCAGCAAUUCAACGAAGCCGCCGAAAAGGUGAAGACCUUCACGAAACGGCCCUCGGACCAGGAACUGCUCGAGCUGUACGCCCUGUUCAAACAGGCCUCGGUCGGGGACAACACCACCGACAAGCCCGGCAUGUUCGACCUGAAGGGCAAGGCCAAGUGGCAGGCGUGGUCGGACAAGAAGGGCACCAGCCAGGAUGCCGCCAAGGAGGCCUACGUUAAGUUUGUGGAGGAACUGACGGCCAAGUAUCUGUGAGAAUUGUUGUAAUAGAACGAAUUUUACGCGGUUUAUUUAUCGAGAGCUUUAAGUUUUGUUCACUAACGUUAAAUUUUAAAUGACAGGGGGGGUGUUUUGUGAUGUAAAAAUAAACGACGGAGUUGUUGAUGCA
Molecule: messenger RNA, 569 nt
Organism: Aedes albopictus (Asian tiger mosquito)
Lineage: Eukaryota; Metazoa; Arthropoda; Insecta; Diptera; Culicidae
Product: acyl-CoA-binding protein homolog
Exons: 3
Coding region: 173-436 (87 amino acids)
Biological process (GO): fatty acid metabolic process
Molecular function (GO): fatty-acyl-CoA binding
Source: RefSeq, a predicted model, not a curated record